CUAUCAAACCAGUUUGCAAAGUACUUAUGGCAGCUUGAAAUAAUUAUACGUUGCCAGUCUUUGCAUUGAAGCUAUAGAAUAACUACCUAAUAGAAGUAGAAAGAUGAGGUUCAUUUAUUAUUUAAUGCUAUUUAUAUUUGUUUCUGUGAUUGGGACAGUGUUUGGCUCUGAAUCAUGCCGCGUCAAUGGUCGUGAAGUAAGUUGUGGUACAAGCAUCUGUACCAGUUGCUGCCGAUCUAUGCAUCAACAGGUGGACUGCAAUAGCGGAACUUGUGUAUGCAGGACUGCAUUCGAGUCUCGACGCAAACGGCGAAGGAUUUUCCAGUGAAGCGAAGUUGAUAUUAUCUCGAUUUAUGUAUCAAGUUACAAUUUGUAUAUCAAUAUAUAAUCAAUAUGCUUCUUGAUUGUAUCUAAUCUAUCUUUGAGAGUAUGCAAGUCCAUACCCAGAUACUGCAUUCUUAUACAGUAUGGAACAAUAAAAUGGAAUAAAUUCGCUAUUUCGAGUCCUGUACAAACUAGAAAACACCAAAACAGAUCGACUUUCAAUUAAAUUAACAUUCUAUUAUACACGGAGUUUCAGUUUAUUGUUGCAUAACUUUAAGAUUCGAUAGAACAUUUAAAAUUAAUGCAUAAAGUCUAUAUAAACAUGGGCCAAAAAAUGCGUGGCUUCGGAAAUACAGGGUCUUUAAAUUUACUUUCUAAAAUAGCUUUUUUUAAAUAUUUCGAACAAUAUUUGAUGUAUGACAGUGUAAAUUGGUAUACAAGGGUUUUUUGGUACGACAAAACGAACCAUGAGC
Molecule: messenger RNA, 797 nt
Organism: Acanthoscelides obtectus
Lineage: Eukaryota; Metazoa; Arthropoda; Insecta; Coleoptera; Chrysomelidae
Source: the annotation of a GenBank genome assembly